Molecule: messenger RNA, 281 nt
Organism: Racocetra fulgida
Lineage: Eukaryota; Fungi; Glomeromycota; Glomeromycetes; Diversisporales; Gigasporaceae
Source: the annotation of a GenBank genome assembly
CAGACUAUAUCCAGAGAUUACAAAUAUUCAGUAAUAAACAUCUUGGCAAGGAAAAAAGUAGUAUUUGUACGUGGGACGAGAUGAAUCCGUACCCUCACUCUAAUAGUAUUCUAGUUUUAGACAAUGCGCGAAUUCAUCACGAUGAAGGAUUAUGCGAAUAUCUAGAUGCCUUUGGAGUGCGUGUAGAAUUUCUUCCUCCAUACUCACCAGACCUUAAUCUGAUUGAAGAAGUUGGAUCUGAAGUAGCAAAAAAAAUUAUUGAAGCUGCGGGAUACAAAUAA